AUGAGCGACACCAAAGCCUCAGACGCCCACGGCCCCUCAGCCUCCUCAUCAUCCACCAAACCAGCUGAGUCUCAAACAAAGACAAAGACACAGCACACACAACCCAGCCCCCAAACAUCCUCAGCCUGGCCAGGCCUGGGCGCAAACUUCGCACACGACCCCAAAGCCCCCUUCACCGUCAACUACGACCAGGAGGUCUACCUGCAAUUCAUGGCCGGAGAAGAAGGGACUGGGACGACUGGAACAGGGACGGGGACGGGGACAGGGACGCCAGACAUAAGCAAGAAGAACAAGAAUAAGACGCCGAAGCAGAUCUAUCGGGAGGAAUGGGUGCGCCGCGCACUGAAUCCCGCGAUAUCAGAUCCGCGGGGUGAGCCGAGUCCGUCUGAUUUCGAGUACGCGGAGAGUCAGAGGAUUAGGGAGAGGUUUUGA
Molecule: messenger RNA, 432 nt
Organism: Aspergillus mulundensis
Lineage: Eukaryota; Fungi; Ascomycota; Eurotiomycetes; Eurotiales; Aspergillaceae
Exons: 2
Coding region: 1-432 (143 amino acids)
Source: RefSeq, a predicted model, not a curated record